Messenger RNA from Dujonia railenensis, 981 nucleotides. Lineage: Eukaryota; Fungi; Ascomycota; Pichiomycetes; Serinales; Debaryomycetaceae. The record is from the annotation of a GenBank genome assembly.
AUGAAGCUCUCUACAUCUGUCUCUGCAGCCAUCGUCGUUGCCCUUGCAACUCAGGUUGCUGCUGCUCCAGCCACCGUUUCCGAACAAGGUCUCUCCAAGAGAGAAAUCCAUAGUGGAGAAGUCCUUAUUGCCAACAUUAAUGAGUUUGCAGCAAAGAGAGACUUGAUGACCUACGAAGAAUUGGAAGCAAGAGACUACGCCAUUGUUACUGAAAUCUUAUCAUACAUUAGUACUACUGGUUUAGCCCCAAAGAUUAUCUCAGGUUUGGUUACUGACCCAACCUUGGGACCAAUCGUUACUAAGGCUGUUGUUGCAAUUGUUAAAUCUGGUUUAGUUAACUUGACUACCUUGUUAGAAGCUUUGGACCAAUCCGGAUUAGCUGCAGGUGUUAUUCAAGAUUUAAUCAGUGACUGUAGUUUCUACCAAGAAAUUUUCCAAUUGGCUGAAUCAUAUAUCUCUAACUUCAUUAGUACACUUUUAGGAAAGGUCGGAUUAAAGAAGAAGGAUUUACUUGCACUCCCAACCCCAACUCAAGAACAACUUGAAAGAAGAGCCAUACCUUCCAGUACUCUUGACCCAGAUGGAAUAGUCAUUCAAUUAUUGGAAUCUUUGAAAGAAUCUGGUUUAGCUACAUCUGUUGUUAAGUCUUUGAUUACUGAUAAGGGAUUCAUCUCUUGGGGUGCUGACUUAAUUAAGCAAUUAUUCUCCUCAGGUGCUAUCACUCUUGGUGAAUUAGUUACCGCUUUGGAAGACUCCGGAAUUGUUGUUGACUUGUUCAAGCAAUUCUUCACCAUCGACACUUUAAAGACUGUUGCUGUUAAUGCUUUGGCUGCUGCCUUCGGAAACUGUGGUGGUUCAUCUCUUGUUUCAUCUGCUACCAAGUCUGGUAACGUUGCCACAACCACAAAGAGUACCACUACUACUACUGCAGGUUCCGGUGGAUCAUCUUGUAAGAGAAGAAGAAGAUCUUAUAACUACUAA